UCCGUAUAUCGCAAUAUGUGGUAAAGUGGGUCAGAUAAAUUUCAGUGUAAUGAGGUCUGUGGCUAUGUUGCAAAACGAUUGAUUUAGUGCUGUUAUUAUUAUUAUUUGAAGCGAUACAUAUAAGCAUGGAUCCAUCAGAAAUGGAUUCUCUAGAUGGGGUAAGCAGCAAUUCAAGCAUGUCAACAGCUGCCAGUAUCAACAUGGGGAUGUCUCCCUCAAUGGGAAUCAGCUCCAUGGCACAGAUGGGUUCCCCACCAGACAUUAAGCCAGAUAUAAACUCACUAGUUUCACCCUCAUUUUAUCCCUAUGGAAUUCAACACCCUAUGUCCCAGUCACAGGCCUCCCCUGGGUCCCAGCCCAUGAUGUCACCGGGUUUGCACUCGCCUUCUUCUUCAGUAACAUCCCCCUCCAUGAUGUCCAUUGGUUCUCCUGGGUCUGCAGCCUCACCCCCGGGAACAAACCCACACAUGCCACACAGUAAUCUCAACAGUAAACAUAUCUGUGCUAUAUGUGGAGACAGAGCUUCAGGGAAACAUUAUGGAGUCUACAGUUGUGAAGGUUGCAAAGGAUUUUUCAAAAGAACAGUGCGAAAAGACUUGACAUAUGCUUGUCGGGAUGAUCGCAACUGUAUUAUAGACAAGAGGCAGAGAAACCGAUGCCAGUACUGCCGCUACAUGAAGUGUCUAAACAUGGGAAUGAAAAGAGAAGAUGUUAAAUGCAGCACCGAUGCAGGGCGCCAAGGAUCAUCUGUCCAGGAGGAGAGACAGAGAGUUAAGGAGAAGGGCGAAGGAGAAGUCGAGAGCACAAGCAGUGCUAACUCAGACAUGCCUGUAGAGAAAGUCUUGGAAGCUGAAUUAGCAGUGGAACCAAAGACAGACACAUAUAUAGAUGCUCAGAAAGAUGCAGUAACGAAUAUAUGUCAGGCAGCAGACAAGCAACUGUUCACACUGGUGGAGUGGGCCAAAAGAAUACCUCAUUUCACCGAACUGCCUCUAGACGACCAGGUUAUUCUACUGAGGGCAGGUUGGAAUGAGCUACUGAUAGCUGGUUUUUCACAUCGAUCGAUUGUUGUUAAGGAUGGUAUACUGCUAGCCACUGGCCUUCAUGUACACAGAAGUAGUGCUCACCAAGCUGGUGUUGGAACCAUUUUUGAUCGUGUCCUCACAGAGCUGGUUGCUAAAAUGCGAGAAAUGAAAAUGGAUAAAACAGAGCUGGGAUGCUUGCGAGCUAUUGUUCUGUUUAACCCAGAUGCUAAAGGCCUUUCUGCUGUUUCUGAGGUAGAACAGCUGAGAGAAAAAGUGUAUGCUUCACUUGAAGAAUACUGUAAAACGCACUACCCUGAUGAACCUGGGCGAUUUGCCAAACUACUGCUUCGGUUGCCUGCACUUAGAAGCAUAGGGCUCAAGUGUUUGGAACACUUAUUCUUUUUCAAAUUAAUAGGUGAUACUCCAAUAGACACUUUCCUCCUAGAGAUGUUGGAGAGUCCAUCCCCAAGCAGCACCUGAUUAGGGAGUGCCAUGUCCCUAUGGAGCAAGUUAAGGAUGAGGAGACAUUUUCUCGUAAAUAUUGUCACGGCAACUCUAGUGUUUAAACCAUGAAUUACUUCUGAUGGGCCUGUUUAUAAAUUCAACUCUGGCAGACUCAGUUUAUGUACAGGAUCAGUUUAUGUCUGAUGCUUUCAGUUAGACUCUCCCCCGGUGUCAGGCUAUAUAUAGUGCUAAAACUAUAAUAUUUACCAACUUCAAAAUUAUACAAUUAAGUAUCAUGAAAACAAGUGUAUUUUUUUUAUAUCUUAAAAUCAAAAUGUAUUAAACAUGAUAUAGCUGUGAUUAUUUAUGAUAUUCAGAGGUAAUUCAAGAUGAAACAUCAUUAAAGUCGUAUCGAUACACAUAUACAUAUGAUUCGUGUCCUUUUGACAAGUAUUCCUAAUUUAGGAAAAUUGUCAAACAUAUUUGCAGCUGGGAUUUUUUUGUAAGAUUGGUUUAUGUAGCAUUUUAUUGAAGCUUGUUUUCAUGUAUUCUCCUAAAUAAAUUGACAUAUAUAUCUGUUGACUCCAUAUGGAGCAUAGGACUGCCUCCUAAAUGAAUGAAUGAAUGAAUAAAAUGCAUCUUCUGAAAUAAAUCAACCAGAUUCAUUAAGAAUACACAGACAAGAUGGUAUUUAUUGUAGAUGUCAUAUAUAAUCUUGUUAAAAAUGCAGUUAUAAUUUGAAAAUUACGAAUUGUGACUUUAUUCCAUAGAAAUAUGAUAAUUGUUGAAAUCUUUUUUUCAUUUGUCAUUUGGAAUGCAAGGUUUGGCAAGAAAUUGUAUGAUUUAUGUGUGGUUCAAAAUAUUCUCUUAUGUAAGAUAUCUGCAUUAAAUGAUUGGUGUUUAGAACAUGGAGGAAUAAGAAGAGAAAAUGCCCACUAUUGGUCAAGGUAUUGUUGCUUUUAUUUUUUUUUUUAGUGAGAGGAUAUUUGCUCCAUUAUGUUAAAAGUAUCUUUCACAAGCUGGUUCAAGUUAAAAUAUAGAAUUUUGAGUUAACUAUGAAAGAAAAUUAAACAUGGAAUGAGGAAUCACUUCAUAUUGUAAAUACAAUAUUAUAAAACAUAGUUGUAUGAAAAAAUAUAAAACUUGAUAGUUAAAAAGGCAUAGCAUAAUUGAGAUUUAAACACCACAUAGAAUUACCAUAGACAAAAAAUAUUGCGCCAUUUUUAUUCUGUGAAUGUUGAAAACAUUGCAUUAAAAUAAUGAUUUUAUAUACUAGGGGCAUUUUCUACAUCUUAUUCCUCCAAUUUCUUUCAAAAGGAAUUCAUCGUGUUUUAAAUAGAGGUUUUGUAACACUGAGAAAGGUUAUAGCUGGUGUUCAUUUCCACAAUUCUAUGUACCGUAUGUAUCAACAUAAAAGCACAUGGUUUAAAUGAUUUUAUGUACUCUGUAUGACAAAAUGGAGAUUAAUUGUAUGAUUUCUCACUUACUGUUUUAUUCUGAUGAUUAAGUCAGACUUGCCCAGAUAUCAAAGGAGAUGUGAUUUGUGAAGGACUUUAUAUCAGUUUCCAGUUGUCCCUUUGUCCCUGACACAUUGUGUAUAUUCAUGAGUAAUGCUUGACAAUGUUGGAAUCUUACCAUUGUAACAUUUCAGUAAAACAGUUAUGGUAAACCACAUGCAGCUGUCAAAAUGAUUUAUGUCCAGUGUUUAUAUCAUUAAUUUGUUAUUUGGAGGUAAUAAACAGAUAUUUGCAUAAAGUGGGUUUGCUAUAGAUUUUACUGUUAUGGUACAUACAUUGGUAUAAUUCUCCCUGUUGAUACACAUUACGAGGAUAAUUUCUAAUGAGAUGAUUAUCAAGAGACUUUAUUAUUUAGUGGAAUAUAGUGCUAUGUUUGAGAGACUGAAUUUACUGACUGUCACUAUCAAUGUGUGUGAUUUUUGUCCAGCUUAUUUGCAUAUGAGUGUUAAAUUGUUAAUUCAUGUAUAAUAAUUUGAAUUUUGCGCACCUUUACUCAAAUCUCAAGACAUAUGGUAUCGUAUUACUUGAUUUUGGAAAGUAGUAUCAAAUAUAUAAUAAAAAGCUGAUUUGAUAAGUUUGUUUAGAAUAUACUUAUUGAAGUUUAUUUUUAGGUAAAACAUUAGGGGGAAAGUUCGAAAUUGUACCUAGAAUUGUUACAAAUUUUUAUACUCCGCAUGCUUUUGAGGAUUUACGGUAUUUUAUUAUAGAAACUUUGGUUUUCUUUUAUAGAAUUAUUUUUGGGAGAUCAGGUUUUGUAGGAUCGUAAUGGGGACAUAUGAUGUCCUAAGGUUUGUUGAUAGUUUUACUGUUAAGUGCUAACUUUUUAUCAGAUCAUAUGUAUAUAUUGUACAUUAUUCAUUUAUGUAGAUGAAAUCGUUAUUUUACAUAAAAAUACAAUAUGUCUAAAUGAAA
Messenger RNA from Saccostrea echinata, 3898 nucleotides. Its product is annotated as retinoic acid receptor RXR-like. Gene Ontology annotation, biological process: cell differentiation; positive regulation of transcription by RNA polymerase II; anatomical structure development. The coding region runs from base 126 to 1505 and encodes 459 amino acids. The transcript has 8 exons. Gene Ontology annotation, cellular component: RNA polymerase II transcription regulator complex; nucleus. The record is from RefSeq and is a predicted model, not a curated record. NCBI's taxonomy places the organism in Eukaryota, Metazoa, Mollusca, Bivalvia, Ostreida, Ostreidae. Gene Ontology annotation, molecular function: zinc ion binding; nuclear receptor activity; nuclear steroid receptor activity.